AUGUACAGGUCUAGAUUGUCAGUUAUUCUGGUUAUAUACAGAAUAUACAGGUCUAGUUGUCAGUUAUUCUGGUUAUAUACAGAACGUACAGGUCUAGAUUGUCAGUUAUUCUGGUUAUAUACAGAAUGUACAGGUCUAGAUUGUCAGUUAUUCUGGUUAUAUACAGAACGUACAGGUCUAGAUUGUCAGUUAUUCUGGUUAUAUACAGAACGUACAGGUCUAGAUUGUCAGUUAUUCUGGUUAUAUACAGAAUAUACAGGUCUAGUUGUCAGUUAUUCUGGUUAUAUACAGGACGUACAGGUCUAG
Lottia gigantea (owl limpet) is the source of this 306-nucleotide messenger RNA. RefSeq lists its product as hypothetical. The transcript has a single exon. The record is from RefSeq and is a predicted model, not a curated record. NCBI's taxonomy places the organism in Eukaryota, Metazoa, Mollusca, Gastropoda, Lottiidae. Bases 1 to 306 code for a protein of 101 amino acids.